Molecule: messenger RNA, 534 nt
Organism: Nerophis lumbriciformis (worm pipefish)
Lineage: Eukaryota; Metazoa; Chordata; Actinopteri; Syngnathiformes; Syngnathidae
Source: RefSeq, a predicted model, not a curated record
AUGGCGGAAAGCACCAGUAAAGAUUCGCUGCUGAAGGCGUUCAGUCGCUUCGCGGUGUACGGAGACACGAUGGCCAGCGGCAAGGAAAUGAACGGCAAGAACUGGGCCAAACUCUGCAAGGACUGCAAGAUCAUCGACGGCAAGAACGUUAGCGGAACUGACGUUGAUAUCGUCUUUUCCAAAGUCAAGCAGAGGACAGCUCGCGUGAUCACCUUUGAUGAGUUCCUGCAAGCUUUGCACGAAUUGGCGCCCAAGAGGUUCAAGGGGAAAAGUCGGGAGGAUGCCAUCGCGGCCAUCUACAAGUUGACCGAGGCCGGAGAGCCCAGCAAAUCCGGGGUCACGAAAUCGGUGAGAUCUGGCGCGGUGGACCGCCUGACAGACACGUCUUUGUACACGGGCUCGCACAAGGAACGCUUUGAUGUGAGUGGCCGAGGACGAGGCCGCGAGGGACGCGAGGACAUUGUCAACAACACGGGAUAUGUCGCCGCUUACAAGAACGAAGGAACAUUCGAUGAUAAAACGAGCGGAAAAUGA